AUGGCAGCAAAUGGUGAAAAGGUAUGGAAUAUGGUAUGUAUACAUAAAAUGCCAACAUCACCACCAUCAACAUCACCACCACCAUCAUCAUCAUACUUAUCGGUAAUUUCAAUUUCAACAACAAAUUCGAAUAUACUCAAAUUCGAUAACGCCACAAUGUCAGCCAGUGGACAUAGCACAAUCCAUUUUAUUCAUACUUGGGAUGAUCCAUCAGAGUUUGUCAAUGGUGGAGGUCUAUUUCCAACCCAAUCAUCUAUGAUUAUUGACUUUCCUUUAUACUUUUCUGGAUCAGCUUUUACCUCUUAUGACACAAAAGUACAAGUAAUUGCAUCUCGUGUUCAUACACAAAUUGAACAAAAUGAAAUGUCAUUUUUAAUACCAAGUAUUGUAUCAAUUACUAAUGGUAAAUUAUUGAUUUCUGGUAAUUCUUCUCUUUUAUUCAAUGAAUCAAGUUUAUCAGUAGAAACAACAGAGUUUAUCAUAUUGGGAACUUCAUCAUUAAAUACUAUCAAUUCAAAUAUUUUAUUUAAUACUCAUAUUUUAAACAAAUCCAUGAAUAAAAUAAAUACUAAUUAA
Messenger RNA from Cavenderia fasciculata, 576 nucleotides. RefSeq lists its product as uncharacterized. The record is from RefSeq and is a predicted model, not a curated record. NCBI's taxonomy places the organism in Eukaryota, Evosea, Eumycetozoa, Acytosteliales, Cavenderiaceae. The transcript is spliced from 7 exons. The coding region runs from base 1 to 576 and encodes 191 amino acids.